UUAGCCGUACUUCCUGUUCAGGUUACACGUAGCGUCACUGCUGUUUUGUAGCUCCAGAGGAGAAAAAAUACCACAAACGACGACUUUUACUGACUUCUUUUUUUGCAAAUACGGUUGUCGGUCACUCGCUUGUACCGACGUGUUUAUUAGCUUUGGUAAAAAUGGAGCUGGAGUGGAGCGUGUCUCAGAAUUUUGCCUCAUAUGAGGGCUAAACUGUGUUAUCAAGCUAACAUUGGUAAGACUAGUUAGCAAGUACUUGUUUUGUUUACAUAUUUUUCCGAGAUGUAUACUUUAUUAUCUGGGUUGUAUAAGUACAUGUUCCAAAAGGACGAAUACUGUAUUUUGAUCCUGGGACUGGACAAUGCUGGAAAAACGACCUUCCUGGAACAAACCAAAACAAAGUUCAGUAAGAACUACAAGGGGAUGAAUUUAUCAAAAAUCACAACCACGGUUGGCCUGAACAUUGGUACAAUCGAUGUGGGCAAGGCUCGUCUGAUGUUCUGGGAUCUUGGAGGACAGGAGGAGCUCCAGUCCCUGUGGGACAAAUACUACGCCGAGUCCCAUGGAGUCAUCUAUGUGAUCGAUUCAACUGAUGAAGAGCGUCUGUCAGAGUCAAAGGAGGCCUUCGAGAAAAUGAUCAGCAGUGAGGUGUUAGAAGGAGUCCCUCUUCUCGUGCUGGCCAACAAGCAGGAUGUACCGAAUUGCUUGUCAGUGCCGGACAUUAAAACAGCCUUCAGUGACUCUGCCCCGAAGAUCGGCAAAAGGGAUUGUUUAGUGCAGCCUUGUACCGCUCUGACAGGGGACGGAGUGAACGAAGGCAUCGAGUGGAUGGUGAAGUGCGUGGUCAGAAACAUUCACAGGCCGCCCAGACAGAAGGACAUCACGUAAGAAGUUGUUCAAACUCUCCACACUAAUUUUGGACUGUGAGUUUCUCCUUGAGGACAUUCCAUGUGAACCCUGGAGUCGGUAGCUCUCCUCUCUCCUCGUGUUUGCUGUGACUUUGAAUGGUUUGGAUUUCUGCUUUUAGGAGUUCAUUACAGACAGAGUGUGACACUAUUUUUGAUCACCAAGCAUCAUUUCAGAUGUGCUUUGAAUGGACGCCUGUCUGCUUCAUUUAUUUACACUUUUGGAUCGCGUUAUAAUUUCUUCUGCUUCGUGUGUGAGCAGCAGUGCCAGUGUCUGCUGCUGGCUGUGUCUGCUUGGAGCUCCACUGACUGUCAGCCCGCACUUUGAUCAUAAGAGCACACACUGUGAUCAAGUUGACACAUCCUCUCUCAAAGUACUAAACUAUAACCGGGUGGCUCUCAUGUUUGUUCACAGUAUUGGAGAAAAGAAACAAUGUUAAGCUCACAUUUUUGAAGUUGAACUGAAAUUUGAAUGCUCCCCUUUUUUGUCAAUAGGAAUAUUAAUCAGUGAUACUGCAGCUAUAGUUUACUGACAUUUUUCGAAAGAGGUUAGAAUGUUGUCUGGGUCCAGACCUUUUGAAUAUGCCCUCUCCACUGAGUUUGAGUUUAAGAAAUUGUUUGGCAUUGAGACAUGAAACAGCAGUUUCUGGUUUAGAAUAAAAACCAACAAAUUAGCACUGCAGGGGUACUAACCAUUAACCAACUGGUGCCACGGACGGGACUAACAUCGUUGUCAAGCUGUUGUCAAGCAUCGUCAAGUGGUGCGGCCAAAUCAGUUAGGAAUAAUAACAAUAAUAGGGAGUGCUAUACACAAGAUAGACGCUGCUAUCGAGGCGGUUUUAAAUCCACGUCUUCUCAAUAUCAACAGACAGUGUAGUUUCUGUUUCUUUGCUCAGCUCCACUCUUCCAACCUUGGCAAAACAGAUAUAUUUUGGCAUGGCUACGCAUUAGUGUGGACUUUAAAUAACACUAGAUUCUGGUGGAUGGACUGCAGUGAUUGAUCAAAAUUCCCCCCCGGGGAUUCUGAUUGGUUAGGGAAAAUACAAUCCCCCUUCCUCGCUCAAAUCAGUCAGAAUGGGCGCAAUGUCGGAAUGAAAACCAAAAGGAGCUACAAGCUGACAAUUCUAUCUGAUGUCAGGCAAGAUGGAACUUUUUCUUUUUUUGUCUGUUUUGAUAGUAAAGCCUGGUUCAAAAAACUGUUUUGGUUUCUGUAGCUUAAUCCAACAUUCAUAAUUAAGGAUGGGGAACGUUAACAUUUAUUGAUAUUGAUGCCAUUAUUGAGACUCCUUAACAAUUCAGGCUUUAUCGAUACCACUAUUGAUACUUUUCUAUUAUUUAGUAGAAAGACGAGGCAAAUAUAUGUGUUUUAACAGAACUGGUUUUGCUUUUACUGCUGAACAAGUGACUGUUUCUUUUACUGGAAAAACAAAUUCCCCACCCAAACAACUGUAUUAUUCAAGUUUCUCACCAAAAACAAAGUUUUUUUAUGUUAUAUUUGAUCACAUCGUGAUAACAUUUUAUUUACCUUUGCCUAAUAGUCAUUUUUCUGAGCGGACAUUGAAGACAUCAUAAUGAAACGUUAUGGAACCUCAUAUAUGUAGCUAACUAGCUCUUAUCCUGCUAAUUCCAACUCAAAUUUCAACAUUAGAUCACUAUUUUUAAUUAAAGGGACUUGCUACUUGUGCCAGCUUUGCAGCAGCAGCUGACGGAGUUAUUUCAACCCAAAGAAAGUCGAAGGUACUGCAUUUAGGUUUAAUUGGAUGUGUAACCAGUGAUUGGAUUUAAAUGAUGUGGCUCGACUCAAGAUGUAAGGUUACGUUAUAAGAUCCACAAGACUGAACAACGGUAUUGAUAAGCUCAAACGUUAUAGAUUUGGGGGUUUUGAAAAAAGCAGAACAGUCCUUAAUAGAACUGGGUUUCGGUCCCCAUCCCUGCUCAUGACAACUGUACCAAAGGUGUAUUUUUCUAUAACUCAGCUGUUUACAUUGUAUAAAGGCUUAAAGUUGUGCAUAAUUAAAGGCGGGCUGUGACAGGCUGUCUGAUGAUAGGGUCCUCGGCUUCACAGUCAGCUCCACCCUCUCAUCUCGAAACAGUCACCUUUGGCUCCAAAGAGCCACCGAAAUGGCGACGAUCGAAAUAAUGUGAGCUAAAACCAUUUAAUGAGUCUAACUCUCAAUGGAAAAGGAGACUAACUAGUCUAUUAAUGGUGUUGUAAACUCAUUGGAGCUCCACACAGACCUGUGCAGCACCCAAACAGCACCAGAGUCUCUACACACUGUAAAUGGUACACAUAUGAUCCAGCGGCCACCAAACUGUUGUUAUUAAGUUGACAUUAACAUUCAUAGUUUCAGUUUUUAUUUGAUUGACUUUGGAAAUGUUCAUGGUUAUAAUUGGAAGAGACACUACAGCUGAUUAACUGGACAGGAUAUCUGUAAAAAACUAAAUGCACAAGUUAACUGAACACACUGAGAAAUCUUUCUGACCUCUGCUGAAUCACUCUGUACCAGCAGUUUCAUCUUGGAUUUAUGAAGUUUGGGGAAAAACUGAAGGUGAUAUCCUCUGUCAGUCACAUAUAUAGUAGAUGAUAAUAAAAAAAUAUGAUUUUAAAGGAA
This is a messenger RNA of Plectropomus leopardus (leopard coralgrouper), 3517 nucleotides long. It is a transcript of the gene arfrp1, whose product is annotated as ARF related protein 1. Gene Ontology annotation, molecular function: GTP binding; GTPase activity. Lineage: Eukaryota; Metazoa; Chordata; Actinopteri; Perciformes; Serranidae. The record is from RefSeq and is a predicted model, not a curated record. Gene Ontology annotation, biological process: protein localization to Golgi apparatus; Golgi to plasma membrane protein transport; intracellular protein transport. Gene Ontology annotation, cellular component: Golgi apparatus.